Molecule: messenger RNA, 1935 nt
Organism: Metarhizium robertsii ARSEF 23
Lineage: Eukaryota; Fungi; Ascomycota; Sordariomycetes; Hypocreales; Clavicipitaceae
Product: retinoblastoma-binding protein
Exons: 3
Coding region: 1-1935 (644 amino acids)
Biological process (GO): protein ubiquitination; ubiquitin-dependent protein catabolic process; mRNA processing
Cellular component (GO): nucleus
Molecular function (GO): ubiquitin protein ligase activity; nucleic acid binding; zinc ion binding
Source: RefSeq, a predicted model, not a curated record
AUGGCAUCAUCAGUGUUUUUCAAGUUUAAGUCUCAGAAAGAACCCACCCGAGUGGAAUUUGACGGAACAGGUAUCUCAGUUUUUGAGUUGAAGCGUGAAAUUAUCAACAAGAGUGGCCUGGGAGAUGGCACAGAUUUCGACCUCUUCAUAUACACCGACGACAACAGUGAAGAAUACGACGAUGACACGACCAUCAUUCCUAGAUCAACAACCGUCAUAGCUCGGCGACAGCCAGCUCUGAAACCUGGAGCCGGCAGAGCCGCAAGAUAUGUUUCAGGCAAGAUGCCAGUGACUGCAAAGAAUGCAGGCCGCAAAGAGCAGUCAUCCAAGGCCUCAUCAUCAAAGCCGAGUGCCACUGCUAUCAGUGAGAUGAACAAUGCCAUGACGGAGGAGGAGAAAAUGGCGGCCAUGUUUGCGGCCCAGACGGAACAGUGGUCUGCCCAACAGGAAGAAAUGUCUCAUCAAGCUCCCGUCUUCAAACCCGGAGCUAAGAAGCCAGCGAAUGUCCCUGACCAUGAUCCUCCCCAGGGAUACAUCUGCUACCGCUGUGGCAAUAAAGGGCAUUGGAUUCAGCUUUGCCCAACAAACGAUGAUCCUGAUUUUGAUAACCGACCCCGUGUAAAGAGGACUACUGGCAUCCCCCGAUCUUUCCUCCAGAAGGUUGACAAGUCGGUGGUAUUGGCCCAGUCAGAUGGCGAUGAAUCUAAACGACCAUCUGGCAUCAUGGUCAAUGCCGAGGGAGAAUUUGUCAUUGCAGAGCCGGACAAGGCAUCAUGGGAGCAAUAUCAGGCUAAAGCCAAGUCGUCUACGGCUAACAAAGAAGCUCAAGCCGAAGAUCAGGAAGUGCAGGAGAGGGGUCUACAAUGUUCGAUUGACAAAAAGAUGUUCAUAGAACCAAUGAAGACGCCUUGCUGUAAGAAGACGUUUUGCAAUGAUUGCAUAACCAAUGCUCUCAUAGAAAGCGACUUCGUCUGCCCUGCAUGUCAAACUGAAGGUGUGCUAAUCGAUGACCUUCAGCCUGAUGACGAAAUAUCAAAGAAGAUGCAGGAAUACCUCAAGGAAAAGGAGACUGCCAAGAGCCCUCCGCCAGUAUCUCCCAAGGGGGAUGUUGCUACCCCUGAGAACGGCACUAAGAAUGUCGAUGCCAAGACUGAUGAUGAAGAAAAGGGGCCAGAGGGGGAGCCAUCGGGGAACGCACAAGAGUCGAAAACAACACAGAAGUCUCCAACUCCUCCGGAAGCCACCGUCAAGUCGUCCACAGUUGCCGCAGAAGGCGAAAUGCAGGUUGUCAAGUCCGAGGACAAGCAAGCUGUGGAUGAGUCGAAUACGCAAGAGGUCAACCUGAAGAAACGGCCAGCAGACGACUUUCUCGAAAACCCAAAAAUCCCCAAAGGCCCCAAGGCGAUGCAAAACCAACAAAGCAACAUGAAUGGCAUCAACAACAUGAUGAACGGCAUGCCUAACAUGGGUAUGCCUAAUAUGAUGUUUAACGGCAUGGGCAUGAUGCCUCCAAAUAUGAUGGGCAUGCCGAGCAUGAACAUGAAUAUGAACAUGGGGAUGCCGCCCAACAUGAUGGGCAUGCCGAUGAUGGGCAUGCCAAACUUUGGAAACAUGGGUGGAGGUUUUGGGAUGAACGGCAGCUGGGAUAUGAGCGGCAUGAACGGCAUGAACGGCAUGAGCGGCAUGAGCGGCAUGGGUGGCAUGGGUGGCAUGGGCGGCGGCAUGAAUGGUAUGAAUGGUAUGAAUGCCAUGAACGGAAUGGGCGGAAAUAUGGGAAACAUGGGCGGCGUGGGUGGUUUCCAAAAUGGAGGGCAGAAUUUCGGCCAGCAGAACAAUCAGGCCGAUGAGGAUGCCUAUUUUCGAAAGCCGGUCAACCCUCAUCGCCACCAAAACAAGCAACGCAGGAUCAGACCCAGCGACUACCGCGAAUUGUGA